Messenger RNA from Kickxella alabastrina, 1557 nucleotides. RefSeq names its product glycoside hydrolase superfamily. Gene Ontology annotation, molecular function: 1,3-beta-glucanosyltransferase activity; glucan endo-1,3-beta-D-glucosidase activity. Lineage: Eukaryota; Fungi; Kickxellomycota; Kickxellomycetes; Kickxellales; Kickxellaceae. The transcript has a single exon. The record is from RefSeq and is a predicted model, not a curated record. Bases 388 to 1554 code for a protein of 388 amino acids. Gene Ontology annotation, biological process: cell wall organization; carbohydrate metabolic process. Gene Ontology annotation, cellular component: extracellular region; cell surface; fungal-type cell wall.
GACGAACCACUGCGCAAUUGCGCUCUUUUUUUAUUGAUCUAUUUUUGGCUUUUGAGGGGAACUCGGUCUUCUCUUUUCUGUCCACUGUUAUUGUGAGAGCGUGUGUGUAUUGUCGAUCGAUACUGCCAUGUGUGAUGCUUUUGUUUUUGGUUUGCGAUCCUAUUGUGCUGGCGGGCUGCCCAAUUGUUUCGACUCUUUUAAACUCGCGCUUUCCAAACCGUUUUCGCUUUCUUGUAGCCAUUUCUGUUCUAUCUCAUACACACCUCUGCACCUCUCGCUUUUACACUUUUACACACUUUCUUUCAUCCCGUGUUGCUGGACAACUUUUUCUCCCUACACCUUCACUAUUUUUCUCUCCCUUUAGUUCACUCUCAUCGAGCAUCAACCAUGAAGCUCUCUGUUUCGAUUGCCGCCCUUGCCGCGGCCGCCUCUGCAGCCACAUUCAACGGCUUUUCCUACAACCCCAAGGAACUGACCACCGGCAAGUGCCCCACGGUCGACACUGUCAAGUCCGACCUCAAGGUGCUCAGCCAGUACACCAACCAGGUGCGCAUUUACUCGGUCAAGGACUGCAACCAAGGCGAGCCCGUACUGCGCGCCAUGGAGGGCACUGACUGGAAGGUGCAGCUCGGCCUGUGGGUCAGCGAGUACGAGGAGGUCUAUGAGAACGACCGCGACGAGCUGAUCCGACUUGCCGGCGAGUUUGACUUUAAGAAGCAAGUUUCCGCCAUCAUCGUCGGUAACGAGGCCAUCUACCGCAAGGAGCAGACCUCGGCGCAGGUUGCCGCCAAGGUUAGGGACGUCAAGGCUGCCCUAGCCAAGCUGGGUCUGAGCAGCAUCCCCGUCACCGCUUCGGAGACCUGGCCCUACUACGACAAGACUCUCAUUGACGCUGUCGACUACGUCAACGUCCACGCAUUCCCCUUCUGGGAGGGCUUCAAGAUUGAGGAUGCCCAGGACACCGUGUUCGGCCAUAUCUAUGAUAUCCAGAAGCUCGCCGAUGGCAAGAAGGUUGUGGUUGGCGAGACUGGCUGGCCCGACGCCGGAGGCAACUACGAUGAUGCUGUACCUUCGCUCGCCAACGAACACCGCUACAUGAAGGAGUUUAUUUGCCGCGCAAACCUCGAAAAGAUUGACUACAUCUGGUUCAGCGCAUUUGACGAGGCAUGGAAGCCUGUUACCAAUGCCAGUGAUGUUGAGACGCAUUGGGGUGUUAUCAAGGGCGACAAAUCUCCCAAGUUUACUUCCCCCAUGUACGACUGCAAGGACUUUGUCCCCAGCACCAAGCUUUUCGAGACCGAGAGCGAAAGCGAGGGUGAUGAGGAGAGCAAGUCUUCCACCAGAGGUCGCCCCAGCUCGAGUGGCAGCUCUAACAAGCACUCGAGCUCUGAGGAGGGCACCAUCGAUGAAGACGUUGAGGAAACCAACGAGUCGGGUUCUUCGAGCCAGGGCAAGAGCAGCCACUCCGACUCGAGCUCCAGCGGUGCUUGGUCACUAACCUCUUCCAUUAUCCCUGCCGCCGCUGCUGUUCUUGCUGCUGCUGCAUUCUAUUAAGCA